Molecule: messenger RNA, 812 nt
Organism: Penicilliopsis zonata CBS 506.65
Lineage: Eukaryota; Fungi; Ascomycota; Eurotiomycetes; Eurotiales; Aspergillaceae
Exons: 4
Coding region: 1-612 (203 amino acids)
Biological process (GO): cytoplasmic translation
Cellular component (GO): cytosolic large ribosomal subunit; ribosome
Molecular function (GO): structural constituent of ribosome; RNA binding
Source: RefSeq, a predicted model, not a curated record
AUGGGUGCCCUCAAGUACGUGGAAGAGAUCCAGAAGAAGAAGCAGUCCGAUGUGAUUCGCUUCCUUCUGCGUGUGCGCUGCUGGGAGCUCCGUCAGCUCAACGUCAUCCACCGCGCCUCCCGUCCUUCUCGCCCGGACAAGGCCCGUCGUCUUGGUUACAAGGCCAAGCAGGGUUAUGUUGUCUACCGCGUCCGUGUGAGACGUGGUGGUCGCAAGAAGCCCGUUCCCAAGGGUGCCACUUACGGCAAGCCCACCAACCAGGGUGUCAACCAGCUCAAGUACCAGCGUGCCCUCAAGGCCACCGCUGAGGAGCGUGUCGGCCGCCGCUGCGCUAACCUGCGCGUCCUAAACUCCUACUGGAUCAACCAGGACUCGACCUACAAGUACUUCGAGGUCAUCCUCGUUGACCCCCAGCACAAGGCCAUCCGUCGUGAUGCUCGUAUCAACUGGAUCUGCAACCCUGUCCACAAGCACCGCGAGAGCCGUGGUCUCACCGCUACCGGCAAGAAGUCCCGUGGCAUGAACCGUGGUCACAAGUUCAACCACACCACCGCUGGUCGCCGCAAGACCUGGCUGCGCCACAACACCCAGAGCUACUGGAGAUACCGUUAAAUGCCUUGUCCGUGGAUUGUGGGCAUGGAAAUCGUUCUGGGAAUCGUUCUGGCAAUGGGGCUGGGGAUGUCUUUCUUUCAAUAAAAUUCAGAAUUGCUACGGCUACGGCCAUGGAAAUACCAUCGACCUUUGAGCAUAACGCAGACUUGGCGGUAGCAAAUCUGCAAAACUUCUUUUACAGAGCCAUCUCUUUUUUUUUU